AUAGCGAGAGCAUAAUCGACGGAUCAAUGGCGAGCAUCGAGACUGAGCAACAACAACAUCAACAUCAUCACCACCACCACAGUCACCACAGUCAUUCUACAAACACCACCACCAACACCACCUCGAGAGAUGACCAGUCGUCGGAGUACGGCUCCAACGCCCGGGACACCAUCAUCUGCGGCCCGCACGUGGUGACCAUACUGAAGUCGGAGACGGGCUUCGGCUUCAACGUCCGCGGCCAGGUCUCCGAAGGUGGCCCUCUGCGGAGCAUCAACGGCGAGCUGUACGCCCCGCUGCAGCACGUCAGCGCCGUCCUCGAGAAUGGCGCCGCCGAGAAUGCGGGCAUCCGCAAGGGCGACCGCAUUUUGGAAGUAAACGGCACCAACGUCGAGGGCGCCACUCACAAGCAGGUGGUCGAUCUAAUCAAGUCAAGCGGCGACAAGCUCGUUCUCACCGUCAUCUCCGUCACGCCUAGAGAAGCAGAAAAGCUCGAACCUUCCGACGACCUGAGCAGCUUCUCCUACUACGACUACGGCGAGAAGCGCUCUCUGCCCAUCUCCAUUCCCGACUACAGUUGGAUUGAGAAGACCAACUCCCAGUCACAUGGAGAACGCUACGUCGUCUUCAACGUGUACAUGGCGGGGCGGCACCUCUGCUCCCGUCGCUACCGGGAGUUCUUUGCCUUGCACAGCAACCUCAAGCGGGAAUUUCCCGAUUUUGAGUUUCCCAAGCUGCCGGGGAAGUGGCCCUUUACGCUGUCCUACCAGCAGCUGGACAGUCGACGGCGCGGGCUGGAGCUCUACCUGGAGAAGGUCUGCGCAGUGAGGGUCAUUGGCGAGAGUGACGUAGUGCAGGAGUUUCUCACCGACUUUGAGGACGAACAUGUGACCCCAGUGGACCUGAAGCUGCUCCUGCCGGACCGCACCGCCCUCAGCGUGACCAUUCGCAAAAAUAGUACCACGGCGGAGGUGUACGAGGGCGAGGUGGUCCCUCGAAUCGGCCUCAGCCGCGAAACCGCCGCCAACUUUGCCAUCUUCGAGAUUGUCGAGCCGGGCUUUGAGCGGAAGCUGCAGGCGAACGAGUACCCGCACAGUCUGUACAUUGCAAACAUUCAGAACACCAGCGCCGCUUCCACCUGUUUGCUGGUGAAGCGGUGGCUGUUCAGUGUGGCGCGGGAGGUGGCCCUCAGCACUGAGAACGACCUUCUCGCCACCUACUUCUUCUACCAGGCGAUUGAGGAUGUCAAUAGUGGGCAGGUGAAGGCAGGCAAUAAGCUGUAUGAGCUGAAGGCGCUGCAGAAUGUCGCCAAGAAGGUUGAGUACCUCAAACUGGCGAGGAGCUUAGAGGGCUACGGCGAGCUGACCUUUCCCCACUGUCCGUCGGAUGCGAGGAAGGAGGGACACGUCGUGGUGACGGUCGCCUAUGGUUGCUUCAAACUGCAGGCCUGUAAGGAGGAUGGCACGUUGGAGCCAAAGGUUCUUGAGUUUGACUGGCACUGCAUCAACGAGUGGGAGGUGGACGAUGAGGCGAUGUGCUUUGUCUUUGUCUACACGCGCACUGAUAAGAAGCCGAGGAGGGUGCGCAUCUACACGCCAUAUCACAUCUUCCUCUACGAGUGCUUUGAGCGCGUCAAGGAGGAGAAGGGCGGCACUUUGCAGGUGCAAGGGGCGGCAGCGACCACGACCAGUCCAUCAAGAGGAAAUACCUCGGUGGAGUUUUAA
Messenger RNA from Rhagoletis zephyria (snowberry fruit fly), 1721 nucleotides. The record is from RefSeq and is a predicted model, not a curated record. Lineage: Eukaryota; Metazoa; Arthropoda; Insecta; Diptera; Tephritidae.